Molecule: messenger RNA, 717 nt
Organism: Oncorhynchus gorbuscha (pink salmon)
Lineage: Eukaryota; Metazoa; Chordata; Actinopteri; Salmoniformes; Salmonidae
Product: cysteine-rich protein 1-like
Exons: 4
Coding region: 134-397 (87 amino acids)
Biological process (GO): intrinsic apoptotic signaling pathway in response to DNA damage; regulation of gene expression
Molecular function (GO): zinc ion binding
Source: RefSeq, a predicted model, not a curated record
CACACACACACCUUUUCUCUACACACUCUCUCACACACACAUUCUCUCUCUCUACACACACUUUCUCCAUCUCAUACUCUCUACGUACACACUUCCUGUCUGCUAAAUAACAGUGUCAGGAAUAUCAUCUAUCAUGGUGGGCUACUGUCCCAUCUGUGGGAAACCAGUCUACUUUGGUGAGAAGAAGAGGUCAUUGGGGAGGGACUACCACCCUCUGUGUCUGAAGUGUCAACUGUGUCAGAGACAGUUGACCCCGGGACAACAUGCUGAGCAUGAUGAGAAACCCUACUGCACUAACUGUUACAUGAAGACGUUUGGUCCCAGAGGUAGAUACUGUAACAGGAGAAUGAUGUCAAACUGUCACAGCUCAGCCUCCUCUUCCUCUUCCUCCUCCUAGGAACCAGUCUAACAACCCAAAAACCAACCAAAAUACAACCUAAUGAGAACUAACAGGCUAUCAACAAGGAUCUAUGUUCAACAAACCUGACAUUCAGCCAUCAAGCCAAUGACCAACCAACUAGACCCAACAUUCAGCCAACCAACGUUUGACCAACCAAGAAAUAACCAAUAGACAAACAAGCUGACAUUGAACAAACUACCAUCCAACCAACAGACAUCAGUGUCACUCUGAAAGAUCCCUUCUAUCAGUCAUUCAUAAAACUCCAUGAUGUUCAAUGGAGACAACGGUUGUUCUUCAAUAAAACAGAAGCUUCUACA